GUGAGCGGAACAGUUGUGGUAAGAAAGAAGGCUAUAAAUAGCUCAUGCAAUUCUCGAAAACUAUCACAAGUGGUGCAUCAGCUUGUGGAGCAGACGGAAUCAGAUAUCCUGCGUGUAAUGUCUCGGCUCUAAGUUAAUUGUUUUGCAGAGGGACGAGCCUGUGAUAUUUUUUAAAGAAGUUUCGACUCGAAUUUCACAAUUUUUUUUUGGUGUUGUUCCCCAGUGCGAAAGAAACAAGUCGUUUUGGAUUAUGCUCAUUUAAUGUUGAAACUACCAGCGGAAAGACUGACAUGGAAACGGGUUGAUCUUCCUCUGUGCGUGUGCGUGCGUGUGUGUUUGUGUGUGCGUGCGUGCGUGUGUGUGGACUGAAAUGGAUACAUUUCUCUGCUCUCCGCCUUUGACAGCGAUCACAUUUGGACUCGCCUGACCUGGAUUGUAACAAUGUUUUGAUCCCCGCACACGCUUGGAUUUACAACAAUCUAUCUACCGGGGCUGUAUGGAUGCGUUUUGCACUUCUCUUUGAAUACGCCCAUUCCACCCUGAGUCUAUUAUCUGGACCUCUUGUGAGGUUAUAAGCCUGCUUGUUUGUCAGCCCUGCUCGGUGUUUUGAUACCGAUGUAGGAUUUCGACAUGCCCAGCACUGACGAUCCCAACGGCGGACGAUUAUGACUACAACGACGAACUGGGUGGCCAACGGGGCAAGCCUUGAGGACUGCCACUCCAACAUCUUCUCUCUGGCGGACCUGACAGGCAUUAAAUGGCGUUGCUACAGCUUCCGCAAUGGUGGGGAGUACGGGCCCGUGAUCUCGGCCCCUGCCCAGGACGACCCGGUUCUGCGCAGCUUCAUGCGCUGUGUGCAGGCCAACCUGCUGUGCGUAUGGAGACGCAAAAUCAAACCUGGUGCCAAGGAGCUGUGGAUCUUCUGGUGGGGUGAAGAGCCAAAUCUUUCUGACAUCAUUCACCAUGAGCUAGAAGUGGCUGAGGAGGGGCUCUGGGAGUGUGGACUGUCCUAUGAGUGCAGGACUCUCCUGUUCAAGGCCAUACACAACCUGCUGGAAAGGUGUUUGAUGGAUAAGGGGUUUGUUCGGAUUGGGAAGUGGUUCUUCAAGCCACAUGAACUGGAAGAAAAGCCUUUGGGCAACAGUGAACACCUAUCAUGUUCCUUCUCCUUCUUCCUUCACGGGGAGAGCAACGUGUGCACGAGCGUGGAGAUCGCCCAGCACCAGCCUGUAUACCACAUCACAGAACACCACAUCAGCCUCGCACAGACCUCCAUCACACCAGUACAAGUGAUGCUGAGUCCAUAUGGCCUGAGCGGCACUUUAAUAGGUCACGCCUACAAGAUGAGUGAUCCAGCAGCACGGAAGCUGAUGGAGGAGUGGAGUUACUUCUAUCCCAUGGUACUUCAGCAGAGAGAUGGACACGGAGAGAAGGAAAAAGAAGAAGCAAGCCAGGCCUAUGAUCAAAACUGUCAUGUGGCAGUGGAGAUCAUUGUAGGUGGAGUAAGGAUGACCUACCCAGCUGCUUUUGUGCUGAUUGCCCAAGGAGACCUACCAGUGGAGCAGUCUCCAUCUGUUCCUGCAGCUCAGAGCCUCAACAGGGAAGCAAAUCACUGCAGCGGGCCACUCACACCGCCAACGUCACCGGAGCAGCCCUGCUCAGCGGACAGUGGCUUUGUGACCUCCGUCUCCAGUGUUCCUACACCAGAUAGUAGCAUGGGGGUCACUAGCAUCAGUCCAAAGCAUUCUGAGAAGAAGCUAACCUGUCAGGUGGUCCAUCAGGCUUGGAGAGAGUGCUAUCUCAACCAGCCACAGCACAUACUGAAUCAGCCAGCUGAUGUGACGCCUAAGAAGGAAGUGCCAAAUGGAGUUACCACGUGGGACUUCAACGAUCGGGGAGCGAGAGCAUCCUGCAGCUGCUCCAGGUUGAAGCAACAGAAGCUGAAUCUGGCCAUCACAUCCACUGCCAACCCCCAGUCUAGUGCCAACCCAGUUCAGUCCUCUGGUUCAUCAUUAUACCCACCUUCCCUGCCCAAACACAAAACCAGUGACAAGACAGAAAAGGCUGACAAACAGUCCAAGAAGCCGGCCAUGAUCCCCUUCCAUCAUCGACUGUCUGUCACACAGGAGACCCCUCUGGAACAGGAAUCACCAGGAGGGCCUCAGCUUGGGGGUCUUGUAGUGCUAGAGCCACCUUUGGAGCCUCUGGCCACUCUGCCAAGCUGCAAAUAUCCCAAACCCCUCUCCAAUAGCAGGAAAGCCCCUGAGUCCCUUCUCCAUUCACCAAUGUCUCCACUCCCACCCACUCUCAGCCCGCAUCCCCGGGUGCAAGACCCAGAGGGUCUGGAUGGGCCUGUGGAUAUGAGUGUCUGUCCAGACGGGACUUCAGGUUUGGCGGUGAUUACCAGUGAGACAGCUGUGUAUGCAGCUCUGCUGAGGCAGAGGGAGAAUGGCGCUGGCUGGUGGAGAGGCUUCAGGACUCCCAGGACUGAUAAGUCUGACUUCAGACCUCUUGAACUCCCCACUGAUAAAUUAGAAGAAGUGAAGACAGAGGCAACCACUGAGGGAGCUCCACUGAAAAGAUUAUACACACAGACUCACACGAGAUUUAAAAUCUCCGAGGACAGGCAGAGGGACCACAUCCGCAGUUUAGGCCUGUUCCAGCAGUCAGGUGUGGAGACACUUCGGGAGCCUGGGGAUGAUCCCUAUGAUUUUAAGGAAGGAGACAUUGAGUACACGUUCUCCACUUCCAAGAGGUUAAAGGGCCAAGGGCGAGAACCCAGCAAGAAGGCAAAGGGAGAAGAAAUCACCAGUAAUGGCGCACUGCCUGAUGGGAAAGAUGCCAUGUCCAUUUUUAACUCGGCUCCAAAAUCAGAUGAAUCCAGUCAGGAUGAUGGAUCUGCCAAAGCCAAUCCUUCUCUGACCAGAGAAAAAGAUCUAGUGGUAAACAUCUCUGACCUAGACAACAUAUUUGAUGAAGACGAGGAAGACUUGGGGACUGUUUACCCCAACCAGCACUCAACAAAGCUACAGGUGUCGACAGAAGAUCGCCCUCUGGGGAAAGAAGGGAGGGUUGCAGUACCUUAUCCAUCAACAGUAGCAGACCUUCAGCGGAUGUUUCCCACGCCACCUUCUCUAGAGCAGCAUCCAGCCUUCUCUCCCAUCACAACGUAUCGUGACACCCCAAGCCAAGAGCCCCCUGCCCCCAGCGGAGCAGCUGACCACUUGCCGCCUUUAACCUCCACCCAGCUUACUGAGUACAGGAUGGAAAUGGAGGAUGGCAUGGCCAGUCCCAGGCAGGAGGAUUUCAAGCCACAGAUAGGCUCCCCCAUGUUUGCUCCACUAUCCUGCCUACCCAGCCAGAGUGUGCCCCCACUCAAGAUUCCUGAGCAGUGUUACUAUCGUCCAUCUUGGGCCGUCCUACCCAAAAUGGAGCAUUUCUCUGCGGUCUUGCAUCCUCAGAAUACCACUUUCAUCAGGGACGGAUACAUAAAUGUCCCCAGUGUCAACACCCUCACAGACCAGGAGUAUGGCCAGAUGAGUGCCACCACUGCCUCUGUGAGCACCACUGUCGGCAUCCUCCCAUCUCCUGCCACUCCCCGCUUCUCUGUGCCCACUCCACGAACCCCUCGUACACCACGAGGUAUUAACGCUGCAAGCUCUGGCCAGGGUUCAGUGAAGCAAGAUGGCACUGAGCUCAGCUCUCCAGUCUCCACACCUUCCACCAGCCUGCCUCUUAGCUCUGUAGAGCCCUUAGCUCGGCCAGGACCUUCUCUGCCUGAGGCCCACAGCCUGUAUGCCGUCCUUCUGCUCUCAGACUCCGUCCUCAAUGUCUUCAAAGAUCGCAAUUUUGACAGCUGCUGUAUCUGUGCCUGUAAUAUGAAUGUCAAAGGUGCAGAUGUGGGGGUUUAUAUCCCUGAUUCUACAUGUGAAGAUCAAUACCGCUGUAUGUGUGGCUUCAGUGCCAUUGUGAACAGGCGGCUGGCCCAUGGCACCGGCCUCUUCCUGGAGGAUGAGCUGGAUAUUUUUGGUCGGACUUCUGAGGUAGGCCGGGCAGCUGAGAGGAGGUUGGCUCUUUGCAGGCGGGACCCAACUAUGGGAGACCCAAAGGCCAAACGACCACAGGACGCAGCCCCCGCCUCUCCAUCAGUCAUGAUCCUCUUGCGGGAACAGUGCUCCCAGCCCAUUUCUUCCCUGGCAUCACUGCAUCACCCCCACAGCUGUUCUUGUCAUGGCCGCAAAGGGGCACUGCUCCAAAGCUGGAUGUCUGAAAAACAGUGGGCAGACGGGAGUGAUGCCUGUGUGGAGUGUUACAAUGCCUUGGAACAGGGCCUGCAGUAUGUGGAUAACCCCACGGGCGGAAAAGUAGAUCCUGCUGUUGUCAGAAGUACAGCUUUUCACUCCUGGCCUAACACUAACAUGGUGGACAUGAGCAUGUUGUCGUCCCAGGAUAUGGUUCGCAUGCUGCUGUCUCUGCAGCCUUUUCUGCAGGAUGCCAUCCAGAAGAAGAGAACAGGACGGACCUGGGAGAACAUCCAGCAUGUUCAGGGUCCACUCACCUGGCAGCAGUUCCAUAAAAUGGCUGGGAGAGGCUCCUAUGGUUCGGAGGAGUCACCAGAGCCCUUGCCCAUUCCUACAUUGUUACUGGGAUAUGACCGUGAGAGGGACUUCUUAGCGCUGUCCCCUUUGGCAUUACCUUUUUGGGAGAAGUUACUUUUGGAGCCAUAUGGGGGCCAGCGGGAUGUGGCCUAUGUGGUGCUGUGCCCCAGUAGCCCCUCUUUGCUGGCUGCAGCCCGGGCUUUCUUCCAGGAGCUCAGCGCUGUUUACGAGACAUGCCGGCUUGGGAAGCACCGUCCUCUGGCCAAAGUGUCCAAGGAUGGCCUUGUCCAUGUAGGUGAAGAGGUGGAGCCAGAAAAGCUGGAUGAGCUGGAUGUGGAGCAGUGGAUGACUGGACCCUGGGCUGGACAGCAGCACACUGACAACCUCAGCAAACUGAAACUCUAUGCUUAUGCCUGCAAACAGCAGCUAGGUCCCCAGCUGUCAGUCCUACCUCUGGACAGCAGUCUUCUGCUGCCUCCCAAAAUUCAGCCCCCUGUAAACAACACACCCACAGCAGGCCAGACAGGGGAGACAACCCAAGGAGGAACCAGCGAGUCUAAAGGACCUUCUAGUUCCACACCACCAGCCAACACACCAGCAGAAAACCCUGAACUUGCUUCUGAGCAAUCUAGAAUCGGUAUCCCUACUGUGGCCGACUCAACAGACAGCCACACCAACCCACCAGCUAUUGUUAUUUACAUAGUGGAUGCAUUUCUUAAUUCAAGUGGAGUGAGAAAUGAAGGGGGUGAGGAAGAGGAGGGUGACGAGAUAGAGACAGGUAGCAUUUGGUUGCUAGGGCUUCUUCGCUGCUAUACAGAGAUGCUACAGACUUUGCCUGAGAUGACGAGACUUGGACUGGUCCUACAGGUGGUACCGUGCCAGUAUCUUCUCCAGCCAGCCAGUGGAGAGAGCCAUUUGUACCUGCAGCACCUGCGCUCCCUGGCCUUCUCCUGUUACUCCCAGUGCAGACGUCUGCUACCCCAGCAAACACAUAUCAAGUCUCUGACUGGCUUUGGACCAGUGUCCACUGUCAAUUCUGUACUUAAGGGUUCAGAGCAUCCUGGCCCACUGCAGCUGUACUCUCCUCCGUUCAUCCUUGGUCCGACUCGUCCCAAGCAGCCAGAACAAGGAGAGAUAUGGGCAGAGCUCCCUCCCAAGUACAACGUGCUCUUUGUAGGAUACUGCCUGUCUCAUGACCAACGCUGGAUCCUUGUGUCCUGCACCGACCAGCAGGGGGAGCUCCUGGAAACCUGUAUUAUCAAUAUUGAUGUCCCUAACAGAUCACGACGUCCCAAGGUUUCAGCCAGGAAGAUGGGACUCCAGAAGCUGUGGGAGUGGUGUAUUGGCAUCAUCCAGAUGACCUCACUGCCAUGGAGGAUUGUGAUUGGUCGAUUAGGAAGACUGGGGCACGGGGAACUAAAAGACUGGAGCUCGCUCCUUGGCGAGCAUUCCCUCCAUUCAAUAGGGCGCCAGCUGCGGGAAGCUUGUCGUAUGUGUGGGAUCUCAGCUGCUGACUGUCCCACCAUCCUCAGUGCCUGCCUGGUAGCCAUGGAGCCUCAGGGCUCUUUGGUCAUCAUGCCUGAUGCAGUGACCAUGGGCUCAGUGUUUGGCCGCAGUACUGCUUUGAACCUGCAGACCUCACAGCUGAACACACCUCAGGAUGCUUCCUGUACACACAUCCUAGUCUUCCCAACCUCUGCCACCACCCAGCUGGCACCCAGCUCCUACCCUACAGAGGACAAUAACGAUGACAUGUUUGAUCUUCCCUUUCCUGAUGAACUGGAGAAUGACAUUGGCCAUGACAUGAUGCUGAUCACAGGGAACCUCCACCCUUCCCCCAACACCUCUCCUGUGCCCUCACCUGGUUCUCCAUCCGGAAUGGGAAUGGGAUCACAUUUCCAGCACACCAGGAGCCAGGGAGAGCGCUUACUAUCCAGAGACAAUCCACCAGAAGAGCUGAAGCAGCAGCCACUGGCUCUGGGCUACUAUGUCUCCACUGCACAAGCAAACGGACUUCCUCACUGGUUCUGGGCCUCCUGCCCGCAGGCUGAGAGCCAGUGUCCACUUUUCCUCAAGGCUUCCCUCCACCACCACAUCUCCAUAGCCCAGUCAGAUGAGCUGGUUUCAGACAAGACUAAGAGGACCCCUCACCCCUUAGACUCAAAGACCACCUCUGAUGUGCUCAGGUUUGUAUUGGAGCAGUACAAUGCCCUCUCCUGGCUGACGUGUACCCCUGCCACCCAAGACCGCCAGUCCUGCCUGCCCGUCCACUUGGCUGUACUGAUCCAAAUGUACAAUGCCAUCCUAAACAUGCUUUAGGUGUGUGAGACUUGCAGCACAAAGUCUAGGGGACUGAUGGUUACCUUUGUCUUCUCUGUGCCUACACUUCCUCCUCCUGGGCACCAGAGAGCACCAGAGCUCUUCUGUUGUUUCUCGUAGACAUGGAUUUGAUGGUGCAACUCAGACUCUCCCAGGCCUGGAAUAAAAGGAAAAAGUGUGAAAUGCUAUGAACAACAAGUCUGGUUAACUGUGACAGUGCAAACCCAGCUUGUACCUUCAAAACUGGCUUUGCCAGUUAUGGUGCUUUCUGAGGGGGAAACGGGCGGAUCGAUCCGACUAUGCCCAUUUUACUGGCAUACCACAGUGUUUUUCUCCUGAUUAAAAUGGCGUGAUGUCUCAAAUGGGUCACACCUCUGUGGAUGACAUUUACAGAGAAGCUGCGUAUGAUUCUUAUUACAUCCUCACCUGUGAAAAGAGACAUCUGUGCAGGAGCACAUAGUCGCUCUGUAAUGCACAACCAGCAAAAUGGCAUGACAACACAAACACAUGGCUUUGUUACAUCAAUGAUGUUUUUACAUUUUUGUAUAGAACCAUUGAGCUUCUUGGGACUUGAAUAAUAAAAGUUUUACCUUUAGUCUGAAAGGGGCAAGCAUCCUCAUUUACUAAGGGGGAGCAAUUGAAAAUGGCACUUUUUUUUCCUCGCCUUCCAAAGUGUUGUAGAUAUGAACACAAUGGGAAAUAUCUGACCAGUUAAGACAGAAGUGUUGUUUAUAAUGUAAGACGUACAUUUGCAAAGAAUUGAGACUUAUUUUUAAUAUUUAAAACAAGAAAAUGAGAAACUUAAGGCCUUUUUCCCAAUUGACUGUUAAUUGUCUUGGGAUUGGAAAUAAAAUUUGUCAUUUUAAUGCAAUUGUAAAGAUGCCAUAUUUAUACAAAUUAUGUCAUAGAAUUUGAUAUAUAUGUAUAUACAUAAAUAUAUAUUACCUCUUCCAAGCAGGCACUUAAUGAUAACGAGGAUGGACAACCAUCGCUUUAGAAGUGGACACAGUAUGACCAUUUAUCAAGGAAAAUUUCAGCUCUUUUAUUUUCUAUAAAUACUGAACAUUUUAGCUUUUUAUUUAAUGAGUUUAAAUUAAACUAAUUGAUGCAGGAGAUACAGUAUACUGUAUAUUUAUAAAGUGUUCCUCUUCUGCUAAAAAACUUGAAAUAGGCAAUAGAAGACCACGGUAUUUGAACAUUGCAAGGUUAUGAAAUAUUUAAGAAUGAUGCUUUAUUUAAUUGGCUCUCCUAAAUGAUGUCAACUAUUAGAAAGCCUGUCUCUUCAGCUUCGCUCAGUCUGCUCUUUGUUAGAUUCCUAGCAUGUUUGUAUAUACACUUUUCAGCUGUGUUUUUUGGAUUUUCUUAACGCUGUAUAUUUCAUGCUGGUUGGUUUACUUUCCAGUGAUUCAUAUCAAAGUAUUUUUUGUUGUUAGCUUUUCUGAUAUACAAUAUACAGUGCAAAAACUCGUUUAAUUACAGCCAAGAGGUUAAAUUGCCAAGUAAGUGUACACAAAUGUACAGACAAGGGCAAGUUUGCAAAAAUUUGUUACAUCUGUCAUCACUUUGAAUAUCAAACAGAUCCACUUGAGUGGGAGAAAUCUGUUA
Molecule: messenger RNA, 8522 nt
Organism: Monopterus albus (swamp eel)
Lineage: Eukaryota; Metazoa; Chordata; Actinopteri; Synbranchiformes; Synbranchidae
Product: mediator complex subunit 13L
Exons: 31
Coding region: 666-6917 (2083 amino acids)
Biological process (GO): regulation of transcription by RNA polymerase II
Cellular component (GO): mediator complex
Molecular function (GO): transcription coregulator activity
Source: RefSeq, a predicted model, not a curated record